CUUUGAAUCUAAUUUUAUCGGUCGCGUUCUGUGAGACAGCAUGGAGUGGUAAAGUGACAGCUAAUUUGGUGUAGGGGUUAUGCAGUAGUCAGUGACACGGGAAAAAUAGUGGGUAAAAGCAUGAAAAAAUUACAGACAGUAAAUGAAAAUCUUGUUACGUAAAUCAUGUGGCGAAGUGAUGUCUUUCCAUUACAAACUUUCAAUCACAAUGACAAAUAUAUAGUAUUAAUAUGUGAAAAAUGAAGUAUUAAAUAAGUGAAACCUUGUGAAGAAGAAACACACUGAUGUAGAAGAAGUAUUGAGCUCUUAUAAUUAGAGAAAAGAAAGAUUUUUUUUCUCUAAAAAAUUAUCCUUUGUAGCAACAAUAAUGGCGGACGAAGAAAGCAGCAACACGUGCGAAGAUUCUUUGGGACCCACAGAUACAAGUACUGCUUUUGCAAAAAAAUUAAGGGGACGGAAAGGUGCUCUGAAGAAAAAGAAUGUUUACGUCGUCAAAAAUCACAGUUUUAUGCCCCGAUUUUUCAAGCAGCCAACAUUUUGCAGUCACUGUAAAGAUUUUAUAUGGGGAUUUGGAAAGCAAGGUUAUCAAUGUCAAGUAUGCAGCUUUGUUGUUCACAAACGUUGUCACGAAUAUGUCACGUUUACUUGUCCUGGAGUUGACAAAGGUGCUGAUUCUGAUGCUGUAAGUGCUCCUCACAAAUGGGAUGUCAUUACUUACCUUACGCCAACGUUUUGUGAUCACUGCGGAUCGAUGCUUCAUGGCAUUGCACAUCAAGGUUUAAAAUGUUCAGCAUGUGAUAUGAAUGUUCACAAAAAAUGCCAAGAGAGUGUACCAAAUCUUUGCGGCUGCGAUCAUACUGAACGUCGAGGCAGAAUACAGUUACAUAUCACUUGUGUUGGAAACAAACUCACAAUAGAAGUUAUUCAAGGAAGAAAUCUUAUUCCCAUGGAUCCAAACGGGCUUUCUGAUCCAUACGUGAAAUUGAAACUUAUUCCUGAUUCAGACAGUGUUAAAAAGAAAACAAAAACUGUAAAGGCGUCAUUAAAUCCAGAAUGGAAUGAGACACUUAGUUUUGAGCUCAGAUCUGAAGAUAAAGACAGAAGACUAUUGAUUGAAGUAUGGGAUUGGGAUAGAACAUCACGUAAUGAUUUUAUGGGUUGCUUGUCAUUCGGCAUUUCAGAACUCAUAAAAGCUCCUGCUACAGGAUGGUUUAAACUACUGACACAAGAAGAAGGGGAAUUUUACAAUGUUCCAGUACCUGAAGAAGGGGUGGAUCUUAUGGAGCUAAAAUCAAAAAUGCGGCAGAAGACUUCAGUCACAAAGAAAUCAACAAUGACUCAAGACAAAGAUGUACCUCACAAUAUGGGUAAAAGUGACUUAAUACGAGCAAGUGAUUUUAAUUUUUUGAUGGUUCUUGGAAAAGGAAGUUUUGGAAAGGUAUUACUGGCAGAGAGGAAAGGAACAGAUGAACUAUAUGCAAUCAAAAUUCUUAAAAAGGACAUUAUAAUUCAAGAUGAUGACGUAGAAUGCACAAUGGUCGAAAAGCGAGUAUUAGCUCUUUCAAGUAAACCACCAUUUCUUGUACAGCUGCAUUCAUGUUUUCAAACAAUGGAUCGACUCUAUUUUGUGAUGGAAUAUGUUAAUGGCGGUGAUUUAAUGUUUCAAAUACAGCAAUGUGGAAAAUUUAAAGAACCUGUUGCAGUAUUUUACGCUGCCGAAACUGCAAUUGGAUUAUUUUAUUUACACUCUCGAGGAAUCGUUUACCGUGAUUUAAAAUUAGAUAAUGUGCUCUUGGAUCAAGAUGGACAUAUUAAAAUAGCUGAUUUUGGAAUGUGCAAAGAAGGCAUAACAGGUGAUAAAACUACAAAAACUUUUUGUGGUACUCCAGACUACAUAGCUCCAGAGAUUAUCUUAUAUCAACCUUAUGGAAAAUCUGUUGACUGGUGGGCUUAUGGAGUUCUUUUGUAUGAAAUGCUUGUUGGUCAACCACCUUUUGAUGGAGAAGAUGAGGAAGAACUAUUUGCAGCUAUUACUGAUCAUAAUGUUAGCUAUCCAAAAAAUUUGACGAAAGAAGCAAAGGAAGUCUGCAAAGGAUUUCUUACGAAAAAUCCAAACAAGAGAUUGGGCUGUGGAUUGCGAGGUGAAGAUGAUGUUCGCAGUCAUGCAUUUUUCCGUCGCAUUGAUUGGGAAAAAAUUGAAUAUCGAGAAGUUCAACCCCCUUUUAAGCCAAAAAUUAAACACCGAAAAGAUGUUAGUAACUUUGACAAGCAGUUCACAUCAGAAAAAACAGAUCUCACGCCUACUGAUAAGCUCUUCAUGAUGAAUCUAGAUCAAACAGAAUUUAUGGGAUUUUCAUUUUUGAAUCCAGAAUUUGUGCAGCAUAUAUAAUAAAAAUUUUGAUAAACACUUCAUGCACUUUACACUUUUCUACAACUUAAUAUUUAAGUCAAUCAGAUUGUUGUAUUAAAUAAAAUUUCUUUAAAUGUAUUAUCACAUAAGUCAGAACUAUUGUUAAAAACAAUGUUUCUUCUCUCGUCAAACGUAAAAUUAUAAGUUAUGUGUAUAUUAGUAAUCAUUUAAAUCAUUUUCAUUAGAUAUAGUUGAACAUAAUAAAAUCUUGUUUAUAUAUCCGAAUCCUAUAGAUGCACAUUGAUUGUAUACAAAUGGAUUGCAAUGGAUUUUACUUGUUUAUAAAAAAAUUUUAAUAAAAAGAGAUCUUAUAAAGUA
Molecule: messenger RNA, 2728 nt
Organism: Leptopilina boulardi
Lineage: Eukaryota; Metazoa; Arthropoda; Insecta; Hymenoptera; Figitidae
Gene: Pkc53E
Product: protein kinase C, brain isozyme
Exons: 14
Coding region: 368-2389 (673 amino acids)
Biological process (GO): protein phosphorylation
Molecular function (GO): diacylglycerol-dependent serine/threonine kinase activity; zinc ion binding; ATP binding
Source: RefSeq, a predicted model, not a curated record